AUGUGGAGAUCCUGGGUAGACCGAAUCAACACCGUAAACAAGAAUCCUUGCAGCGAUGACCAUCCUGCCAUGUCUCCCGAAGAGCUCCACCAGCGAGCACAAAAGCAGGCAAAUCUACGCGAUCUGUUCAAUCAGUCCCAAGAUUUGUUGAUGACUGAGAGUGAACGCUCCGAUAUAUUUCUUAGCCAAGUUUUACCCGCCUAUUGUGCAUUCUACGAUGCAGAUCCUGGACCCCAUGUUUUUGAGACUUUUUAUGAUAUCAGAACAUUCAUUGUUGUACUCGCCAGACAUCUCGUCAGCGGCAUUCGGAGUGUGCCCGACACAACGAACAAGACAGAGUCCAGUAAAGUACUUAUGGAUAAUCUUCGAUCAAAGCUACACCUAUAUUAUGUUCUGAAAGCUAUCAAUAUUUCUACAUUUGGUCCUAACGUUCUGGUUACAGUAAUGCUCCAGCAACGUGUCCCAUCUGUGGUUAUCAAAUUAUUCAGAUCUUUUAUCGACCUGCCUCGUAGCUACUAUGAUACAGAGACAAAACAAGGAGUUAGUGAUAGUAUGGUGACCUUGGAAGACGCAGGGAACGUUGUUGUUGAUACAUUGAAGCAAUGUGUCAAAAAUCCGUCUGUUUUAACUCGUUUGAUUGUUGAAGACACGUUUUUCUUACUUUUGCGACUAAUAUUGGCUAAACCAGCAGAAUGGAUAGCUUCUCCAAAUGAUGGAGAAACACAAGAGCCAGGAUAUAUGGUGUGGAAGCAUAAGUACGACUUGUGA
Messenger RNA from Phycomyces blakesleeanus NRRL 1555(-), 768 nucleotides. RefSeq lists its product as hypothetical. The transcript is spliced from 5 exons. The record is from RefSeq and is a predicted model, not a curated record. The coding region runs from base 1 to 768 and encodes 255 amino acids. NCBI's taxonomy places the organism in Eukaryota, Fungi, Mucoromycota, Mucoromycetes, Mucorales, Phycomycetaceae.